UUUUCUUUAGGCCGAGCUUUCUCGAAGAGCAUGGCAAUUCGCGUCACGCUUGAGUGUGGACACGCGUCGAUGGUACGUUCCCAUCUCACUCCUGAGGGCUACACACACGACUGGGAGGUGUUUGUGCGCGGAGUGGACAAUGCGGAUAUUCAUCAGUACGUUGACAAAGUGGUAUUCCUCUUGCACGACUCGUUCAGGAAUCCUAAGAGAGUACUGAAGGAACCGCCGUUUGUGGUGAAGGAAUCUGGAUAUGCUGGCUUUCUGAUACCGAUUGAAAUUUAUCUGAAGAAUAAGGAUGAGCCCAAGAAGUUCCAAAUAGCAUACGAUCUUGACUUGCAGAAAAGUGGUCCACCCAUCAACAAUGUCUUACGUCACACGGAGGUGAUCAACAAUCCUUCAGAGGAGUUUAGAAAGAAAUUAUUGAAAGGUGGAGGUGUUGUGUUAUUCAAUAAAGACAGUUUGUUGGAGAAGAGCGACGUGAAGACAUCCGGGAUGAUCGGCAAACCGAAAUUGAGCAGCGACUCCAGGAAACAUCGCAUCACCGAGUCGAGAACUUCCAACUCGUUUCAUGAGCUUUUUGGGACUCCUAUUAAAACGGCCAAAAUAUCGCCAGACAACAAGAAGGUGGCGCAGCCGGAGAAAAAUUCAGUUCCUAAAAUCAGUUCGCUAAGUCUUACCGAGAAGUCUGACAAAGUAGACAAAGCGAUAAAAACAAAGGAAAAUCCCCACAAAGACAGCCGGAAAGACAAGGUGGAUGAGAAGAAAGAUAAAAAAGUUAGAGAUAGCUCUAAAGAUAAAAUCAAGAGCAAAGAAAAACCCAAGAGACCACCUAGUCCUGGCAACAAAAGUCACUCGAGUCCGUCGAACAAGAGACCGGCAUCUCCAGUCGUUACGAAGAAAUCGGCUAGUCCUCUCCCGCCGUCCUUAAAGCGACCACUAUCUCCUAAGCCUAAGGAAAAGGAUCCGAAGAAGAUCGUACCGGACAAAGAGAAGGAUAACAAGGAGAAAGACAAGGCGAAGAACAACUCCAAGAACAUCGUCGAUUCUUCCAAAUCCGAGAAGAAGAAGGAUAAGAAGAAAGACAAGGAGGAUCGAGACAAGGAGAGAAAGGAAAAGGACAAAUAUAAGGAGACGGAGAAAGCUAAUGUCAAAGACCUCACCAAAGUCGUUGAGAAGAAGCCCGAGAAAACGGACAAGGUAGAAAAAUCGGAAAAGGAGAAACUCCAAGAAUACAAGUCGUCCAAAGACGGUAGGAAAUCUCCGAAACCAAUGAAAGAAAAUGACAAGGUGAGGGAUGACAAAGCGAUAAAAGUGGAUAAAUCGGAGAAAAGCGAGAAGCCGGAGAAACUGAAGGACGGCAAGAGUGACAAGGACCGGCAGAAACAUAAACACAAAAAGAAAGACAAAAAGGACAAAAGAGACAGCAAUAAGGAUAAGGAGAGAAAAGAGAAACGCGACAAGAGCAAGGAUGGCAACGAGAAGCCGAACAACGUGUCUGCCGCGCCGCUUGGAAAUCCGUUAUCGACCCUUCUCGCGGAGAUUCCCGAGAGGGAUAGCAGCGACUCGACGCCUUCGGUGGACGACGAUGCCAUGUCAGAGAGCAAACCCUUGCUCGUCGCGAAGAAAGAGCCAGAACACGCGGUGGUGCCCACUCUACACGCGGAAUCGGCAAAGCCCCUGUCUCCCGGCAUAUCGAUGGAAGUGAAGAAGGACAAGAGCGAUCGUAGCCGGAAAGACAAGUCCAAAAGGAGCAGAAGCGAAGAGCGGGAGAGUCGUAAGAAAAAGAGAAGAAGCGAGAGCAAAGGCGAUGACAAGGUGAAACGCGAGAAAAGCGAACGCGACCAGUCGAUCUCGCCGCCGUUGGAGCCGGUCUCGUCGAGCCAGUCCCCGGUUGCAAUGGAAGUCGAUCCCGUUCAUCACGCGGAGAAAGAGACUAAGAAGGACUUGAAGAAAGAGAAGGACGAUCGUGAGUCGCAGGCGAUCAAGGAGGAGAAGAGCAUGGAGGUCGACGCUGAGCAGGUGGCGCCCGAUUCUACUAAUACCUCCUUGGUGGACACGGAACUCAGCGAGCCGCCAGUCUUCUCCGAGGACUAUGUGUCACAACUGAAGGACCUGCAGCAGAAAAUCAUGACGUUGCAGGACAAUCAGGAGCUGCAGAGGGUUGUGCAGGUGAUCGCCGAGACUGGUCAAUAUGAGAUCACGAAGAAGACGUUCGACUUCGAUCUGUGCGCGCUGGAUCGCAGAACAGUGCAGCGUCUUCAGCAGUUCUUCUCCGCUUCGUGACCAUCUGUAGUGUAAAAUGAGAUACAUUAAUUUAUACAUGUAUAUAUACACACAGUAUUAUAUAUAUUAUAACAUGUAUUUAUUAAUAUAUAUAUAUAUUGUGUGUAAUGUACACAGAUUGAGUCAAUAACUACUGUCACCUUGAAUAUCUUUGAAGCAAGAAACAGAGGUGAUCUUCAGAUUUUUUAUUUGGGAGAAAACCAAAAUAAAUUUCUUUAUUUUAUUCUAAUUAUGCUUUUUCUUGAGGAGAAUAGCUUCAAAGAUCGAAGGACACCUUUGUCUUUUGUUUCAAAGAUAUUCAAGGUAAUAAUAGUUAUAUUAGCUCAUCCUGUAUAUGAUAAUAUAAUAUAUAUAACAUUAUAAUAUAUGUAUACACACAA
Odontomachus brunneus is the source of this 2663-nucleotide messenger RNA. RefSeq names its product protein AF-9 (gene ear). Gene Ontology annotation, cellular component: super elongation complex. Gene Ontology annotation, biological process: regulation of DNA-templated transcription. Bases 31 to 2283 code for a protein of 750 amino acids. Lineage: Eukaryota; Metazoa; Arthropoda; Insecta; Hymenoptera; Formicidae. The record is from RefSeq and is a predicted model, not a curated record. The transcript has 3 exons.